Molecule: messenger RNA, 207 nt
Organism: Pieris macdunnoughi
Lineage: Eukaryota; Metazoa; Arthropoda; Insecta; Lepidoptera; Pieridae
Source: the annotation of a GenBank genome assembly
AUGAGAAAUGAAGCUAAGGUUAACCGUCUUCAUCCGGUGACACCUCACUCGUCUGGCCAGCUUGUAGGUCUGGGCCUGGGAACUACGCCUACACACGCUCGCUGCUACUGCCUCUCCAUCAAGGACUUCGCCGUCUUCCUUCUGGGUGCACUCUGCUCGCACUUCGCGGAGCUUGAGCCCUUAGUCUCCAGCUCGUUGCGUGGUUAA